UGUGUGUGUCAGAUAUAAGACCGGUCUCCUCCGCCUCUCGUUUCAUUCUCCUCAUCACAAACAUGUUGGCGCGUCUCUUCUCCUCUCUUGUCUCCUUUGUCUCCUCUCUCGUCUCCUUCCCUCCACCCUUCCUCCUCCUCCUCGUCUUCAUCGCUGCAGCGCUCGUCUUCCUCCUUAUCACACGCCGGUCCGUCCAUGAAAACAGACCCUCGUCCUCCAUCCCCUGCCUGCCGCGACUACCCGUCCUGGGAAGUCUCCCCUGGCUGGGAGGAGGUCUCCCCCCUCACCUGCUCUUCACCCGGCUGGCCCACAGGUAUGGCUCUCUGUUUGCGCUCUACCUCGGUCCUCACUACACUGUGGUGGUCAACAACCAUCAACACGCCCGAGAGGUCCUGCUGCAGAGAGGGAGGGACUUUGCAGGGCGACCGAGCAUGGUGACCACCGACCUGUUGACCAGAGGAGGUAAAGACAUCGCGUUCUCAGACUACUCUCCUCUGUGGAAGUCGCACCGUCGCCUCGUGCACAACUCCUUCACUCUGUUUGGGGAGGGAACGGGCCGGCUGCAGGACAUCGUUCUUUCCUCAGUGGACAGUCUUUGUGUUGAGUUGAUGUCAGCCGGUUGCCGUGGCUUCGAUCCGUCUCCAGCGGUGACCAGAGCCGUCACCAAUGUCGUGUGCCAGCUGGUGUUCAGCGCUACAUAUCGCCAUGGUGAUGCUGAGCUACAGGAAGUGAUCCAGUACAACAACGGCAUCGUGCAGACGAUAACCAGAGGAGGACUGGUGGACAUUUUCCCCUGGAUGAAGAUCUUCCCUAACGAGUGUCUCAGUAAACUGAAGGAGUGCAUCACUGUGAGAGACCGGCUGCUGACACGUAAACUGGAGGAGCACAAGGCUUUGCUUAGUGACGGUGACCCCUGUGACCUCCUGGAUGCUUUGCUAAAGGGCAAGAGUGAGAGUGGGCGGGGUCAAAAGUCACCUGGAUCCGAGGAGGAGAGGAUAACUGACGACCAUGUUCUGAUGACAGCAGCAGAGGCCUUUGGAGCCGGAGUGGAGACGACGUCCACCACACUGCUUUGGAUCCUGGCCUACCUGCUGCACCACCCAGAGGUCCAGGAGCGUGUGCAGAAGGAGCUGGACGAGAACGUGGGCAGUGAGCGACCGGUGUGUAUGUCAGACCGCAGCCGACUACCAUACCUGGACUGUGUGAUCAAUGAGGGCAUGAGGAUCCGACCAGUUAGCCCCGUUCUGAUCCCACACACUGCCAUGACGGACAGCAGCAUUGGAGGUCACUCGGUCAGUCGUGGGACUCGUGUUUUGGUCAACAUGUGGGCGAUUCAUCAUGAACCCCGACACUGGGACAAACCCGACCUGUUCAACCCCGAUCGUUUCCUUGACAACCAGGGCCAGCGGGUCACGCCCUCCUACUUCCUGCCGUUCGGGGCAGGACCUCGAGUGUGCGUUGGUGAAUCGUUGGCCAGGCUGGAGCUCUUUCUCUUUUUGUCUUCAAUGCUGCAGCGAAUAAGUUUCAGCCUGCCAGAAGGGGCUCCCCCACCCAAUCUGCAGGGGCGCCUGGGUGUGGUUCUGCAGCCAUUACCUUAUAAGGUCGUUGUUGCUCCAAGGGCGGGGUUGGGAGGCAGAAUACAAUUAUAGGGGAGGGGUUACUAGUGAUGCAGAUUGUAAGAAAUGAGAAACGAUUUUAAUUUUACACAAGUUAAAGGACACCUAGUGUUUAAAAUGGGUACUGCAGUCUGAAUUCUAAACAUUGUAGAGAG
Molecule: messenger RNA, 1771 nt
Organism: Labrus bergylta (ballan wrasse)
Lineage: Eukaryota; Metazoa; Chordata; Actinopteri; Labriformes; Labridae
Source: RefSeq, a predicted model, not a curated record